CAUGGCUCACAGCUCUCUCUUUCUCUCUCUCUCACGAAUAAGCAUCACGUGCCCUCUUCUACAAUAUCAAUAAACCCUUCUCAUCUCUCACACUUUGAAGCAGCAUCCAUGGCUUCCUCUCUCCAAGACCCCUUUCUAACCCACACGAAAGAAGAACAAGAUGAAGUCCACCAAGCCCAGGCCCAUGAAGACCAGACAACAGAGAAGCAUCCGACCUCCAUCAAUGAGGCCAUCGAAGAAUAUGUGGGCUCGUUUGGGCCUGGUCAGCUAGCUCAGGCCUUGCUUGUGUCCAUCGCCUGGUGCUUUGAUGCUCAACACACCUUCAUAAACAUAUUUACUGAUGCUGAGCCGACUUGGCACUGCACGAGCCCAAGUGGGUGUGGCGGAGCUGCUUCUGUGUGCGAGAUCGGAACAGAUAUGUGGGCCUGGGACAGGGGUGUGUGGGCCUCAACGGUUUCCGAGUGGGGAGUGUCGUGCUCGAGCCGGGUGAUUGCAGGGUUGCCGGCAUCGGCCUUCUUUUUCGGUUGCUUGGUUGGUGGCCUCGUCUUAGCAACGCUGGCAGACACAGCCCUAGGUCGCAAGAGGAUGCUUCACAUCACAUGCCUCAUGAUGUCUCUAGCAGGUCUCUUCACCUCUCUCUCUCCAAACAUAUGGACCUACUCCUCACUUCGUUUCAUAAGCGGCUUUGCACGUGCCACUGUCUGCACGAGUGCCCUUGUCCUCUCAACCGAGCUCGUAGGCAGACGGUGGAGGGGAGAGGUUGGUGUAAUUGGCUUCUUUUGCUUCACAAUUGGCUUUCUCUCUCUACCCAUCAUGGCCUACUUCUUUCAAAAUUCUUCAUGGAGGGUCUUAUACUUGAUGAUCUCUCUCCCCACAUUUUUCUACUCAAUCUUGGUGCAUUUUUUUGUUAAAGAAUCACCAAGGUGGCUUCUAGUGAGAGGAAGAGAGGAGGAGGCUUUGAAAAUUUUGAGAUCAAUGGCUAGGCUCAAUGGCAAGAGCAUUGAUUUCAACAUAGAGGCACUUUGCAUAGAAGAGGAGGCAUGGAAUGUGAAUGUUUAUUCAGCCAUGAAAAUAUUGUGGGAAAAAAAGUGGGCUUUUAGAAGGUUGUUGGCUAUAAUGGUUGUUAAUUUUGGGGUGGGGCUUGUGUAUUAUGGAAUGCCACUAGGGGCUGGAAAUUUAGACUUCAAUCUCUAUCUAAGUGUCACUUUCAAUGCCUUGGCUGAAUUUCCCUCAGCCCUCCUCACAUUUUUCCUAAUCUCUAGGCUUAAUAGGAGGUGUGCUAUGAUCACAUUAUCUAUGGUCAGUGGGGUCUUUAGCAUCUUGUGUGUAUUCUUGUCUAGAGAGAGAAAGGGGGGUUUGUCCUUGUCUAAAGAGAGAACGUGGGAUGUGUUGGUUUCUAUUGAGAGAAAGGGGGACAUUAAGAAUGGGUGGCAAAUGGGGGCAGAGUUUGUGGCCUUCUUUAGCUGUUGCACAGCCUUUAACAUUGUGAUUAUAUAUUGUUUAGAGUUGUUCCCAACUAGUGUGAGAAACUCAGCUCUUUCUUUGGUUAGGCUGGCCAUUGUGUUUGCUGGGAUUUUUAGCCCAUUGCUUGUGGUGUUGGGGAGAGAGAAUGCAUUUUGGUCAUUUGGGGUGUUUGGGUUGGUGAUUAUUUGCUGUGGAAUGUUCUCUUUGUUGUUGCCUGAGACAAGAGGUAGGCCAUUCUGCGACACCAUGGAGGAGCAAGAGUGCAAAGAGGGCACUUCUUCCAGUCCGCUGGGUGCGUGAGUUUUGAGUUAUUGGCUCUCCCUUCUUUCCAAAGGUGUGAAUGAAUAUUAUUUGAAUUUUAAUGUACAUCUGUCUCUCUCUCUCUGCUAGCGUUAUGGGACUCGGCCGAGGCCACUGGGAGCCAGCCAAUUAAUUCGGCCAUUUGGAAUUGGCCAAGUAAUUUUUCGAGUUUCCGGCAAGU
This is a messenger RNA of Amborella trichopoda, 1945 nucleotides long. Its product is annotated as organic cation/carnitine transporter 2. Gene Ontology annotation, cellular component: membrane. Gene Ontology annotation, biological process: transmembrane transport. NCBI's taxonomy places the organism in Eukaryota, Viridiplantae, Streptophyta, Magnoliopsida, Amborellales, Amborellaceae. The record is from RefSeq and is a predicted model, not a curated record. Gene Ontology annotation, molecular function: transmembrane transporter activity.